Messenger RNA from Eurytemora carolleeae, 1007 nucleotides. RefSeq names its product TBC1 domain family member 7 (gene TBC1d7). The coding region runs from base 52 to 999 and encodes 315 amino acids. Lineage: Eukaryota; Metazoa; Arthropoda; Copepoda; Calanoida; Temoridae. Gene Ontology annotation, molecular function: GTPase activator activity. Gene Ontology annotation, biological process: negative regulation of TOR signaling; activation of GTPase activity. The transcript is spliced from 11 exons. The record is from RefSeq and is a predicted model, not a curated record.
CCUUCUGUUCUAUUUUCUUGAUAUUUUUCUCGUUUUUUCAGAAAAUGAAUAAUGGCCGUGUUGGAGAAAAACUUUAGAUCUCAUUAUUAUGAAAAAGUUGGAUUUAGAGGAGUAGAGGAAAAGAAAUCUCUUGACAUACUUCUCAAUGAGAAACCAAUAGAUCGGGAGAAACUUCAUAACUUCUGUCUCAGGUUUGCAGUCCCUGGCAUAUACAGGAGUAGUGUGUGGAGAGUUCUUCUUGGUAUAAUCCCUGUUUACUGCCAAAGUCAAGAAUUGGUUUGGAAUAUUAGAACGCAGCUGUAUACGGACCUAGAGAAAACCCUGUCUAUAACUAGGAAGCUGUGUAAGGAUAAUGUUACAAAUCUCACCUUUAUCUGGUUACUCAACUCAAACAAACUGAAGUUUGAUAUUGCUGAUCAGCUGAUGGAACAGGAAAAUGAAAAUUUCCGAAGAAUCAUCUCUGCUCUUCUCAACAUUCUCCAAACUGAACCAGAGGUACUAUGGGUUGGGAGUAAACUGCAUGAGUUUUUGUGGAAUAAUUCUCGAGACUGGAGAGGAAUAAGGGACUGCAUGCUUAAACUUCUCAAAGAAGAUGGAGAACUUGUUGCACAUCUGGAACUGUAUGGUUUACUGGACGAUAUCUCAGGUUCAGGGAUAAUCAGUGCAGCAUUCUCUACCAUGCUUCAACCUUAUCAUCUAUCAAGGCUCUGGGAUAAGGUGAUUGCUGGAAGCUUUAAAGUUCUUCUCUACACCCUUUCUGCAUUUCUCGACCGAUUCAGGACUGAGGUUUUGAAGGUUUCAUCUCUACCCCAACUCCUGGAGAUUAUGUCCAAUAUGACCGAAGUUGAACAGGAAACUGUACUCAUGCACGGUAUUGAUGUUUGGGAGAUGGAUGGAUGUCCUCUUGUAUCCGGAGCUAUCCUUGAACCUCGUCCUAUCCACCCCUUCCAACCCAGGACUGAAAAUAGGUUGUCAAGAGAGAUUAAUGUUGCCAUGUAAAUUUCAGA